Molecule: messenger RNA, 1920 nt
Organism: Conger conger (European conger)
Lineage: Eukaryota; Metazoa; Chordata; Actinopteri; Anguilliformes; Congridae
Gene: ccdc3a
Product: coiled-coil domain containing 3a
Exons: 3
Coding region: 551-1387 (278 amino acids)
Biological process (GO): negative regulation of gene expression
Cellular component (GO): extracellular region
Source: RefSeq, a predicted model, not a curated record
GAAGAAUUCUAGAGCGUCUCAGAUGGGACAAGAUUCCUUAAAGGUUUGUGCCAGGUCCGAAAUAUACGGCUUGACAGCAGCCAUCAGUGCAGGAUACUAAUGUUAUAUUUUUGUUCGGGUCAUUGGCGAGUGUUGGAUUAUUCUGACUGAUCUCUCUUGGAUUUAUUUUAUUUGUGUAGGCUGCACAUUGCACAAAUGCAAUAAUCAAUGAUAAUCAACGCACAUCGCUGGACCUUGUCCGAGAAAAAAAGUCUGUCCAAGGAGUACACUUUCAUGAGCACAGCCAGAACUCCGUGCAUCGAGGAAUCAACGGGUGAUUUAAAGCUCAGCGACUAAAAUAAUCUAAACUCCUUAAUGUAAACAAAGAUAACCGUAAAAAUGCCAAGAUACUUCCGUUUAUUUUAAUAGGGGGGUCUUCAAACGUAGUUUGCUGUGAUUUCUGGAGUCAGAAAUUCAGUUCAGCUUAGUUCGGUCCAUUUGCAACAAAGGAAGAAAAAAAAGGAUACUGCGGUUUUGCGAAUGCAUCUAGACUAAAGUGCAUACAAACGCGAUGCUUUCGGCGUUCGUAUUGGCCUUGGUAUAUCUUACAUGUCAAACAAGAGUUGGGUUUGGAUGCCAGUUGCCUUCCGAAUGGAGACCGCUCAGCGAGGGAUGCCGAGCAGAGCUAGCAGAGAUCAUCGUGUAUGCCAAGGUGCUGGCCAUCCAUCAAGAGGCGUACAGCAGUAGCGCGUACAACUACCUGCCCUACCAGUACGAGGGCACGGAGGACGGGCUUUUCUACUCGGCGGAAAUAGAGCUGCAGUGCGACCAGGCGUGGGGCAGCAUGCUUGAGGUGCCCGCCGGGUCCCGUCUCAACCUUACGGGGCUGGGCUACUUCUCGUGCCACUCGCACACGGUGUUGCAGAAUAACUCCUACAUCUUCUUCCUCAGGAUGGAUGAAAAUUACAACAUCCUUCCACACGGAGUCAACUUCCAGGACGCCAUCUUCCCGGACACCCUGGAGAACCGCAGGACCUUCUCCAGUCUGUUCCAGUUCUCCAACUGCUCCCACAGCCAGGUCCUCCAAACCUUCAGCCCAGACUGGGAGACCCAGGAGGACAGCCGGCUCCUGUGCUCGUCGGUGCAGCUGGCUCUGUUUGAGGAAGAGGAGCGGGUGAGGAAGCUUCAGCAGCGCAUGGUGCAGCUGGAGAAGCGGAACAGGCAGCUGAAGGAGCGCGUGCGGAAGGUGAAGCGCUCGCUCCGGCAGGCGCGCAGGAGCGGCCAGCGCGCCGAGAGGGACAACAAGGAGCUGCGCAACAAAAUGGCUGCCACCCUCCGGCAGGCCGGGCACCACCUCAACGCCGUCGAGCAGGACGACUCGCCCCACCGCUACGCCACGGGGAAGUGAGCGAGGCCAGGAGGGGGGGGAGGGGGGGUCGCCUGGGUGCUCCCCAAAACGCCUCCCACCCUUCUCUUCCCUCUCCCCCCGGCAUCCGACCCAAGUCCAAGUUCCCAGACUUUUCUAGAAGGCUGCUGGGCGGUCUCUGUCCCUCCACAUUAUACAGACUAACAGAGCCCCCCCCCCUGGGGGAAAGAAGUCACAGUCCGCCCGUAUUAUUCUCGCCGCACGUCAGGGUUAUUUCUCUAUGUACGCCACACAGCUCGUGCGCUGCCUCUCUAUAAGUUGCUGAACAUAAUUGUUCUGCCACACAUUCAGCAUUAUUAAAGCUUUUUAUCUUCCUGCCUUUAAAAAUUGGAAAUGGCUGAACUUUCAAGUACACGCACUAAGGACCCCAUACAUUCACAAAGGCUGUUUUACAUUUUCUAGUUAAUUACAUUAAGUGGUAAAUGUUAUUAACAUAUUUUCAUGCUAAUUACUUAAAAUGUAAUUUGCUUUUUUUUUUUUUUACUCACCAAAAUAAAAGUGGGAUAUUUUAUUGA